This is a messenger RNA of Rotaria sp. Silwood2, 1512 nucleotides long. NCBI's taxonomy places the organism in Eukaryota, Metazoa, Rotifera, Eurotatoria, Philodinida, Philodinidae. The record is from the annotation of a GenBank genome assembly.
AUGAAUCAUUCAACCCUCUUCACUGACUAUCGUCAUGUUGAUGUUCAUUAUGCAUUUAUUUUCGAUGAUAAUCGAUCACAUAGUGAACUUAGCAAAUUUGUACCAUAUGGUAGUCAAUCUCAUCCGCGAGAAAUAGCUAGUGGAACGUUUAUUUCUGAAUGUUGGCCUGAUAGUCAACCAUUCACAACUCCUGGUGAAAAUUAUGGAAAAAAACCGAAAAAUCGACAACACCUAUUUUACACAUUGCCAUGGACCUUUAAUGAAUUUCAAUUAUGUGUUCCAGAUAGAUGUAUUAGUGAAUUACAAGUAUUUACAUCAUUUUCACCGGGAAAUAAAACUUUUUCUUCUCGUCUUCGUAAGCUGAAUAUGUCAGAUAAUAUUUCAACAUCUGCUAGUCUUCUCUCUUAUGUAAUAUCUUCAAAUCAAAUAGUCGAGCUUUGUCUAUCCAGAUGUGAUAGGCAAGUUUCUUUCAAUUUACCAAUGGUUAGUCAUCUUACUCUUAUCGAUAGUCUUGAUGCAUUGAAUACUCAUUCACUCUUAACAAAUGUUCGAUCUAUUCAAAUUGUUUUUCAUCAUGAAUGUCUCGAUUUUGCAAUUGGUGACUGGACUUCUUUACGUACACUGGCAGAUUUGCCGCUGUUAAACUCCUUACGUGUGGUUUUGUAUAAUAUGCUGAGCCCACCAAAUAAUUCAAGCUGCAUAAUUAUUGCAGAGACAGGUUUAAAGAUCACUGAUUUUGGCUUUUGCUUUCGACAUUUUCGUUAUUAUUCUGUUGAACAUGAUUAUGAUAUUAAUUUGAUUUUUAUGAAACAUUGUUUAUUCAUUGAACGUCUACGAAAUCUCAUUGUUACUAUUGCUGGCUUUGAUUGGUUUGCGACUGAAUAUUUACAAGAAUUACGACGACGCCUUGGUCAUUAUACUUUGACACUUAAUUGUAAUCCAGAAACUGUUAAUACUAAUUAUAAUAUAAGUCAUCGAUUAUAUUUUGAAGAAAUUUCAUUUGAAUCUGUUCUUGAUGUUUAUAAUUUUGAAAAACCACAUGGCAUUAUACUUUCAGUGGAUAGACAAUUACUAAAUAGUAUUGCAAUGGAUUUAUAUCGACAAAGCCAUGUUAAUGGUACACUUCCAGAAUGUAUUGGUACAGCUGAAAAUCAUUUUAAGUUUUCACGUUCACUUGCUGAAAUAAAUAUACGACAACAAAAAAUGAUUCAAUUUAUCUGUUUUUCAGUUUCUAAAGCAUUACAAAUAUCCGAACCAUUUAAUUUACAAUUAAUUGCUGAAGUUUGUUUAAAUGAAUGUAAUAUACGUGUAUCUCGUUCAUUUCCAUUAGUUUCUAAAACAUUUGAUCAUGAUUUUAUUGCUGUUGUUAUGCAAAUUCUUGUUGGUAUUGAAUCAGAACCAAUAACUAAGGUUCUUUUUCUUCAUUCAGUACGUAUUGGUGUUAAAGUUCUGCAAUUUUCAUUUUCACGUUUAUCAGGUAAAAAAUUGAAUAAUUUAUUAUCUAUUAGUUAA